AUGUCUGCGCUUUCCGGCUCAUCACCCGCGGCGACAGAGGCACCGCAGCAGGAGCAGGACUUCCUGGGCUUGUACGGCGGCAACGCGCCGUCCGGUCCGACCCCGAGUCAGAGCCGCUUCCAGGUCGAUCUGGUGGCCGAGGCGGCCGGAGCUGAUCACACCAGCACUACUAAUGAUGAUGAUGAUGAGGGUAAGAGCGGCCGGGCGCGCGGGGAUGAGGCGGGGGGCGGAGAGGAGGCGAAGGGCCGCUUCCGCGUGGUGAACUUCGCAGACGCCAGCGGGGCCCCGAGUCCAGACGCGGCGCCGGGAGACGGCCUGCAGAACGGCGACACGGCGCUUAGCGAGGGCAGCGUGCACUCCUCCACCGGCGGCCAGCAGCACUACCACUACGACACGCACACCAACACCUACUACCUGCGCACAUUCGGACACAACACCAUCGACGCCGUGCCCAAGAUCGACUUCUACCGCCAGACCGCCGCACCGCUGGGCGAGAAGCUCAUCAGACCCACCCUGUCCGAGCUGCACGAUGAGCUGGAUAAGGAGCCGUUUGAGGACGGAUUUGCCAACGGUGAUGAGCUGACUCCUGCUGAAGAGGCUGCGGCCAAAGAGGCAGCCGAGCCCAAAGGGGUGGUGAAGUUUGGAUGGGUCAAAGGAGUGCUGGUCCGCUGCAUGUUGAACAUUUGGGGUGUGAUGCUCUUCAUCCGCAUGACAUGGAUCGUGGGCCAGGCUGGAAUUGUGUGCACCUGCAUCAUCAUCACCAUGGCAACCGUCGUGACCUCCAUCACAGGCUGCUCCACCUCAGCCAUAGCGACCAACGGUUUUGUGCGAGGAGGAGGGGCAUAUUAUUUGAUAUCUCGAAGUUUAGGCCCCGAGUUUGGUGGCUCUAUUGGGCUCAUCUUUGCUUUUGCCAACGCUGUGGCAGUGGCCAUGUACGUCGUGGGCUUUGCUGAGACUGUCGUUGAGCUGCUUCAUGAAGCGAAUCUCGUCAUGCUCGAUCAGAUUAAUGACAUCCGAAUCGUAGGAAUCCUCACCGUCAUUAUCCUGCUUGGGAUCUCCGUGGCAGGCAUGGAGUGGGAGGCCAAGGCUCAGAUCUUCCUGCUGGUCAUCUUAAUCACUGCCAUCUUCAACUACUUUAUCGGCUUAUUCAUUCCAACUGAAGUGAAGAAUUAUCAAGGAUUCUUCGGCUAUAAUUCUGGUAUCAUGCUGGAAAAUUUAAUACCAGACUUCAGAGGAGAAACCUUCUUCUCUGUCUUUGCCAUCUUCUUCCCAGCAGCUACUGGCAUUCUGGCUGGUGCUAACAUCUCAGGAGAUCUUGCGGAUCCACAAAUGGCGAUCCCGAGGGGAACACUUUUAGCCAUUGUUAUUACAGGCAUCGUCUACAUAGGUGUUGCUAUAAGUGCAGGAGCCUGCAUUGUGAGAGAUGCCACAGGUUUUAAGGUCAACGAUACAAGGCCAAACUGCACUGGUGCUGAAUGCUCAUUUGGUUAUGACUUUUCCUCCUGCAAGCCUUUUAACACAACUGAGUCCAUUUGUAAGUAUGGACUCCACAAUGAUUUUCAGAUUAUGAGUGUGGUCUCAGGUUUCGGGCCCCUCAUCACAGCCGGCAUUUUCUCCGCAACUCUUUCCUCUGCCUUGGCCUCUCUGGUCAGCGCUCCCAAAGUGUUCCAGGCUUUAUGCAAGGACAAUAUUUACCCUGGCAUUGCUGGUUUUGGUAAAGGCUACGGCAAGAACAAUGAACCCUUGCGUGGCUACUUUCUUACAUUUGGCAUUGCCAUAGCCUUCAUCCUUAUUGCCGAGCUGAAUGUCAUUGCACCAAUCAUUUCGAACUUCUUCCUGGCCUCAUAUGCCCUGAUCAACUUCUCAGUGUUCCACGCCUCUUUGGCAAACUCUCCCGGAUGGAGGCCGAGCUUUAAGUACUACAACAUGUGGGUGUCUCUGGCUGGAGCUGUGCUCUGCUGCGUAGUUAUGUUCGUCAUCAACUGGUGGGCUGCGCUCCUGACCAACGUCAUCGUCUUAUCCCUCUACAUCUACGUCAACUACAAAAAGCCAGAUGUGAACUGGGGCUCUUCGACCCAGGCGCUGACCUACCACCAGGCCCUCACACACAGCUUGCAGCUCUGCGGCGUCGCCGACCACAUAAAGACCUUCAGGCCACAGUGUUUGGUGAUGACCGGAGCCCCUAACUCUCGGCCUGCUCUGCUUCAUCUGGUCCAUGCCUUCACCAAGAAUGUUGGCCUGUUGAUGUGUGGCCACGUGCGAACUAGCUCUCGGAGGCCCAACUUUAAGGAGUUGAACAAUGACAUGCUGCGCUACCAGCGCUGGCUUCUCAACAACACUAAAGCUUUUUACACCCCCGUUAUUGCUGAGGACCUCCGCUUGGGCACCCAGUACCUUCUGCAGGCUGCCGGACUCGGGAGACUGAGACCAAACACACUGGUGCUGGGCUUUAAGAACGACUGGAUGAAUGCGGAUAUGAAGGAUACAGAGACCUACGUCAAUAUGAUGCAUGAUGCUUUCGACUUCCAGUACGGCGUGGUCAUUCUCAGACUGAGAGAAGGGCUUGAUAUUUCUCAUAUUCAAGGCCAAGACGAUACCUCAGGCAUGAAGGACGUAGUGGUGUCCAUCGACCUGAGCAAAGACUCAGACGGAGACUCGUCCAAGCUCUCCUCGAAGACCACGAGCGUGCAGAACAGCCCAGCUGUCCAAAAAGAAGAUGAUGAGGAUGGCAAAGCUCCUACACAGCCCCUAUUGAAAAAAGAUAAAGCGAGUCCCACAGCGCCCCUGAAUGUGGACGAUCAGAAGUUGCUGGAGGCCAGUCAGCAGUUUCAGAAGAAGCAGGGAAAAGGAACAGUGGAUGUCUGGUGGCUGUUCGACGACGGUGGUCUCACGCUGCUCAUCCCGUAUUUGCUUACCAACAAGAAAAAGUGGAAGGAUUGUAAGAUCCGCGUGUUCAUCGGCGGGAAGAUCAACAGGAUCGAUCAUGACCGCAGAUCGAUGGCCACGCUGCUCAGCAAGUUCAGGAUAGACUUCUCUGAUAUCACAGUUCUUGGGGACAUCAAUACAAAACCCAAGACUGAGAGACUAGAAGAGUUUUCCCAAAUGAUUGAGCCGUAUAGGCUGAGAGAAGAUGACAUGGAGCAGGAGGCAGCGGAUAAGUUAAAGGCCGACGAGCCCUGGAGGAUCACCGAUAACGAGAUAGAGCUUUACAAGGCCAAGAGUAAUCGUCAAAUCCGACUGAACGAGCUUUUGAAGGAGCACUCAAGCACAGCCAACCUCAUUGUCAUGAGUAUGCCCUUGGCCAGAAAAGGGGCAGUCUCCAGUGCUAUGUACAUGUCCUGGCUGGACACCCUGUCCAAGGACCUCCCUCCCAUCCUCUUGGUUCGUGGCAACCAUCAGAGCGUCCUCACGUUCUACUCUUAAACGUUCCGAUUCUCACCGAUCCUGUAAAGCACACCUUGAUGAUAAGCAGACACUCAACACAAAUCUGCACACACCAACACAAACAGCGUAGAUUACCUUGGACUGUCGGGUAAUGAGUGUGACGGACAAGUGGACAGUACAGAGACUGAGAGCAUCUUCUUCGUGUUUGUAGCUCAGUGAUGUUUGCCACUGAGAGAUCACACGGAAAACUGAAAAUGAGAAUUUUGGGAAAUGCUUCAUCCAGGCAUCGGGAGGGGAAAAUAUAUAUAUACAUCUGAGAAACCGUUCAGUGAUUUUAAGGUCACGUUUCUGACUUUUCUUUUUUGGCUCACAGGUAAAUCUGAGCAUGUUGUUCUGAGCACCAUUAGCAUCACUAGAAUUAUGACAAUAAAUUGUGAAUAUAU
Clarias gariepinus (North African catfish) is the source of this 3827-nucleotide messenger RNA. It is a transcript of the gene slc12a2, whose product is annotated as solute carrier family 12 member 2. Gene Ontology annotation, biological process: chloride transmembrane transport; potassium ion homeostasis; cell volume homeostasis. The record is from RefSeq and is a predicted model, not a curated record. Gene Ontology annotation, molecular function: ammonium channel activity; sodium:potassium:chloride symporter activity. The coding region runs from base 1 to 3423 and encodes 1140 amino acids. Lineage: Eukaryota; Metazoa; Chordata; Actinopteri; Siluriformes; Clariidae. The transcript has 27 exons. Gene Ontology annotation, cellular component: membrane.